Molecule: messenger RNA, 1482 nt
Organism: Colletotrichum karsti
Lineage: Eukaryota; Fungi; Ascomycota; Sordariomycetes; Glomerellales; Glomerellaceae
Exons: 3
Coding region: 1-1482 (493 amino acids)
Molecular function (GO): oxidoreductase activity
Source: RefSeq, a predicted model, not a curated record
AUGGCAGGCUUUCUCUGGCACAGAGGCAAGGAGUGGGUAUCAGCCUGGGACUACUCCUUUAGAUGGACUGAUGAGCAUCUCACAUCCGACGACCUUCGGCCGUUGAUAUACACAUACGAUGAGCUGGGAGCUCAAGCCCUGGACAGACUGGAUGAGAUUUCGCCACCCGUCAAGCCCCCAACACCCAGCGAAAAAGGAGACAACUCCCCAAAGGAGAAGUGCCCUCACCGAGAUCUUUACGCUCUUUUGAGAGACAACGCCGGCUCCGAUGAGAUCCUGGGGAAACUAUGGACGGAAGUAAACACCAUCCCGGAGUGGGUAGACUGGGCCCAAAUCGAGCGCGGUCAAAAAGUCUUCGUCCGCUACGCCGGCCCAGCCAUUUUCGCACUCACCUUUCAAUCCCUCGUAGGUGGCUUCGGCGGCCGCCGCGUAGUCGAGACGCUCGCCCGCACAGGUGGCUUCGGCGUCAAAGUAACCCGCCGCCGCCUCCUCGAGACCUUCCAGCACAUUCUCCAGGUCACCCGGGACCUGCCGUCCAUCCAGCCCGGCGGCGAGGGCUUCGCGUCCUCCAUCCGCGUCCGCCUCCUCCACGCCGCCGUCCGCCGCCGCAUCCUCGCCCUGGCCAAGGAGAAGCCCUCCUACUACGACGUCCAGGCCUGGGGCAUCCCCGUCAACGACCUCGACUCCAUCGGCACCGUCUCGACCUUCUCCGCCACGCUCAUCUGGAUCGGCCUGCCGCGCCAGGGCAUCUACAUGACGGACCGCGAGAAGGAGGACUACCUCGCGCUGUGGCGCUGGGUCGCACACGUGCUGGGCACCCCGACGGACGUGUUCGAGAGCGUCGGGCGCGCGAGGGCCAUGAUGGAGAGCCUCAUGGUCUCGGAGAUUGAGCCGUCCGACACGUCGCGCGCGCUGGCGACCAAUGUCUUGACCGGGUUGAGCAACCAGCCGCCGUCGUACGUGUCGAGAAACUUCCUCGCGGCGGAGACGUAUUGGUUGAACGGACCGAAGCUGGCGCGGGCGUUGGGGGUCGAGCGGCCGCCGUUUUACUACUCUCUCCUGGUCGUCGGGCAGUGCAUCUUCUUCAUGGUGAUGUGUUACUCACAUCGCUUGUUCCCGGGGUGGGACGAGAAUCGAAAUAAGAAACUCCAAAAGGGACUCUUCAACAUAACAAUCAACAAGCCCGAGCUCGGCGCCCUGGGAAAGGAGACCAACUUCGAGUUCCAGUACAUCCCGACGCUCGACAUGAUGUCCACCGAGGCCGCGAGCCGAACUCACCACCACGACGCAAACCCGGCAGACAAAGACAGCGGCAGCGGGCCCUCCCCCGCGCGGGUGCGGCGCGUGCGCAAGACGGAGCGAAGGAACCUCGCGGCGCUCAUCCUGGCCCUCGUCGUCGCGGGACUGCUUUCUUGGCUGGGUGUGAGGAGCGCCUCAGCGCUGUUUGGGAGCAUCGCCGGGAUGUCGCCGUCGGCUUGGUGA